Molecule: messenger RNA, 3634 nt
Organism: Exaiptasia diaphana
Lineage: Eukaryota; Metazoa; Cnidaria; Anthozoa; Actiniaria; Aiptasiidae
Biological process (GO): cell-cell adhesion
Cellular component (GO): cell-cell junction
Molecular function (GO): cell adhesion molecule binding
Source: RefSeq, a predicted model, not a curated record
UGGUGAGUGAAAUCUUUGGAAUGUUUGAUGUCAGAUAAAGCGGCCUAUCAAGCGAAGCGGAUAUCAAGGUUCUUGAACGAAUUUGUUUCAUUUUUGGUCGUUGCGAUCGUUCAUUUUAAGUCUUUAAAGAAAACAGUCGACAGGAAGAACUAUGUCUGGUGGAGUGGCUGUAUUGUUAUUCUUUGCAGCGACUUUUCCGUUUGCAAGUGCUUACAAUUGGAAAGCUUUUCCAGAUCCAGAGACGAUAAUUAUAUACCCGGAUAAAAAAUCGAUGACGAUGACAUGGAAAUGGUCAUUACAAAGGAACACGAACGAGAAUAAAGACGAAAUAAUAAACGGGCUCGUCAUCAAUCGGUACGAAUUCGGAAAGCAACUUGCUACGRAAAAARAAAUUGGAGAAUAUUUAUUUGCUGGUGAGCAAGUUAAGACUGAUGAUUCAUUAUUCUCGCUGCGUUUUGAAAAGGGAGUAGUGGRAGGCAAAGAUGGCUUUGCAGAAUUCACUAUCAAAGAUGUUGCCAGACAAGGCAAAAAUGAAGAUGRUUCGGCCGUUAAUGUGGAAACUGGAAACUAUACGUAUAUCUGCAAAAUGACUGUAGCUUACGUUGUUAACAAUCCUGGUCCAAAAUCGACGACUGUUUACGUGUCUAUGCUACCUAUUCUACAAACAAGCCAAUAUAUUCUUGUAGAGUACUAAACUUCAGGAGUGGCAGCGUUGUUGCCAAUGUACAGAUUACUUAUCCAUCUACAGUUAGUAACCCAAGAGAGCCCUUGGAGAAAGCAAUUGAAACAGGCACAUUUGCAGGACAAGCUGUAAAGAAGUCAUUUGUCAGCCCUACAAAAGCUCCAACAGAAUCAACUCAGCCAACAGAAUCAACUGUUGCAUCUCCUUCAGAUGGUCCAGAUUCUGGCAAAAGAGCUGAUGGUGAARRUGGAUUGUCAACUGGUGCGGUUGUUGCCAUAGUUGUKGUUUUCUCAAUCAUCUUUAUUGUUAUCAUCAUUGUUGUUGUGGUUUGCUUGCUGAAGAGRAAAAAGCCUGCUCCUAAAAAAUCAUAUGAUUACAAAGAAGAUGGUAAAAACCAACCAGCUGCUUCCCCUCUCAAGUCACAGCCCUACAGAGAUCCAGGCUAUGACAAUGGACCUGAUGAUCGAUAUCCAAACGGGGGAGGCCCACCACCGCAGUACACCGCCGCGGACUACGCCGAAGUACGACCUAGCCCACCAAACCGAAACGACAGCCAAAUGGAAUGGGAUAAAGACGUCGAUGAAAAGAAUGAAAUGUGGAUUUAAUCGCGUGGUGUAAGCUCAAGUAGAAUAUAACUUUUUUAUAAAAUCUUUUCAUACAAUUUUCUCUCAUGGAGAACUCGACACACAGUCAUACGCGCCCACGUUUUAAUCUUGCAAAUUAAUAUAGGCAAAUAAGAGAAAAACAACGGAUGUCUUAAGUUAAAGUUUUUUGGUAUCUAAAUACUUAUUAUGAGUUCAAACUUGUUGGAUUAGCUGAACACAUCAACAGUAACAACUGACAACUUUUGAAUUUUGUCUUAUGUGGGCGUAGCAAUAGUUUGUAAUUACAGGGAGUCUAUUUGUYUUUGCAAUUUCGGAACGUCUGUACUUACCGUUCUAAAGUGUUUUCGUAUGAUUUAAGUUUAUAUCUUUUGAGCUGCCGAAUUGAGCUAUAAGUUCSUGAAGACGUUGUCUGUGCACAUUUGUACAAAGCAUUUGUAAAGCAACAGUAGUAGGAUAAGAAUCAAUGUAAUAAUUAUUGUAACAAUUUCUUUUUAAUUCUGUUAUGCAGAUAAUAUCAUUGUAAUAUAGCUUCACAUGAAUACCUCCAUCAUCGCAGGCUCCGAAAACGAAUGUCUUUGAAAUCAAUAUUUGUUUGCACAGAUUUUUUUCGUUUUUAUUCGAGUUUUAUUUUGGUAUUCUUGUUAUACCAACGUAUGCAGGUAUGUUAUUCGAAGUCUACGUAUUACUUGCAAAGGUCAAAACGUCUUCCACAAGUUUUCAUUUUUCGAUUAUACACCCAUUGCUGUUUCUUUUGCUAUUCACAAUMAACCUCAAACAAUCACAAAUCAAAAUACAUUACACGCAGCCGUACAUAUAGUCGUAGAAAUGAUGACAGAAUUGGCCAAACACAGCAAAAGCUCUUGUUGUCGGUGUUCUAUKCCAGAACUUCAUGCCAUCACAAUUCAGUUUGUUGUAAGACCAAUUAUGAAUCARUUUUCUUUCCAUUAUACCAAUAGGUUGUUUGUGAGGACGUCAUCUUUACAACUACCAGAAUGCUUUGCGACCAUAUUUUAAGAGCAUGAAAAUACGAAGAGCGUUCUGUUUGUUGUAGUAAAAAGACGCCAUCUUGCAAAUGUCAUUAUUCUAUAUAAUUCAAUUUGUAAUAGUUGUAUAUUUACUCAUUGGUAAUAUGCUGUAAGCUUUAGUAUAAAACAAUGUAAACGACAAGAAAAUAUUAUGUGAUAAAGAAAAAAUAAAUCAUAAAACUAGGAAGGCAUGAGCAUUUUGUGAAAUACAAAAUCAUGGUGAACUGUGGUCUAUCACAAGUACAAACAACAUCGUGUUUGAUUGCUUUAAGAUGUUUGUACCGAAUCCAGACCACAAAGUGAUGCAUAAUGCUAUUUCAGAAAAUGCCUAUGUCAGGAAAUGCACCGACGAAAUAGCCUCUACGCAUCGUACUUACCAUAGAGAAUUGUCGAGUUAAAAGCUUGGUUCUUUGACUCCGCCAUUUCGACCAGUUAUCACGGUUUGUUCUGUACAUACAAAAUCAAAUGCUUUUUGAUGUUAUUAGUAGGUCACGGACGUUUCUGUAUGCCAUUGAUCGUAGUAGGCGGAACAUACUUUUGCCAUAGCUAAUGAUUAGACUUGUAUUGACCUACAAGCUGCUUACGACACUCUUUGUCUCUUUCAUAGUUUAAGUAUACUGUAAAAGUUGUAGGGUAGAGAAUUUUAGAUAUAUUUUAUAUACUYAUGUCUAACUAUAGUGUAAAUUGAUGAUCUAACGCUGUUAUCGCACCUCGCAAGUUAUUUUGUCCCUAUAUCAAGAAUCGUUGCACCAAACUCUCUAUUGAGGAGAAAAAAAUAUCACCRGAAAGCUACUAUAGACAUUUCCCAAAAGCCAGUAUAACGAUAUACAGCAGYUUCAGAAAGCUUUGAGAACUGAAGAAAGUUUAUCCUAAUACCGAAAUGCAUUGUUGGUCGUCGUAUCUGACUAUGAUUAUGCUGCUCUGYAACUUGGAUGGAAAGUAUUGUUUAGCAUGCAUUUCGGAAUUAGAAUAGGCUAUGCAAUUUCGCAGUACUUCAUGUUUAAUAGAUGGAAACCGCAAAAAAUAAUCAUAGAAUUAAAAAAAAACUAACCCCAUGACCUGUCACCCGUAGAUUUUAUACAGAGGGGUCACAGGUACCAAACUCCCAAAGCUCAAUGCAACGAUUUCUGCUAUGAAAAACUGAUUUYGAUUCUAUCAUCCUAGAAUUGAUGGUAGUUUCCAGUCCAUACAAACCUCACUGCACUUUUUUUUUCUAAGAGCGAUUUAGUUUUUAUUGUUAUCUGUAAAAUUAUACAAUAUGUAGUAUUUCUCAAUUUUUGCUGUUGUAAAUUGAUGUUUUAAUAAAAUUUCAAUUAACUACA